AUGAGUGACAGUGAAGGCGGAGAAUAUAGCCCUUUGACAUCUCGUUGGGCUGAUGAGACCACGCCUCUGCUCAAUACGGCCCAGCUACCGGAGCACGACGAGCACGUGGUUACGCAACAACUCCACGCCGAGCCUGAUGACUUCCCUGAAGCUGGAUUCCACGCGUGGAGCGUCGUUUUCGGUAGCUGGUGUGCCAUGGUCGCAGCGUUUGGCAUGCUAAACUCCAUGGGAGUCAUUCAUGCCUGGCUGUCGUCCCAUCAGCUUUCAAAUCAUUCAUAUGCCGAUAUCGGCUGGAUCUUCAGCACCUUUACUUUCCUGGUGUAUUUCGGAAGCGUCCAGAUUGGCCCCGUAUUCGAUACAUAUGGUUUGAAAUACACUUUGAUACCCGGCUGUGUGGGUCUUGUCGUCUCCGUCUUUCUAUUCAGCAUCUGCCAAGAGUACUGGCAAUACAUGCUAGAUUGGGGCAUCCUUGGGGGCAUGUCCUGCUGCCUCAUCUUCACACCGGCCAUCGUCAGCAUCGGCCACUGGUUCAUGAAGCGGCGGGCGCUAGCGACCAGCCUUGCCCUGACAGCCGGCGGCAUCGGCGGCAUCGUCUUUCCGCUCAUCAUCCUGCGUCUCGAAAGCAAGAUCGGCUUCAGCCGCUCUCUCCAAGUAAUCGGCAUCGUGUGCACCCUGCUCUGCGCCCUGGCCGUCGCCACCAUCCGCACGCGGCUACCGCUCAAUACCAAAUCCGGCGCCUCGAUCGACAUCCUCGCGCUGCUGCGCGAGCCCGUCUACGCGGCCACAACGGCCGCCAUCUUCUUCCUCGAGCUCGCCCUCUUCAUCCCCGUCACGUACGUGCCGUCGUACGCGCUGCACGCGGGCUUCGCGGCCGACCGCGCCUACGGCUUCCUCAUCACCCUCAACGCCGCGUCCAUCCUCGGCCGCGCGCUGUCGGGCGCGCUCGCCGACGCGUGGGGCCGCUUCCGCGUCAUGCUGCUCACCGCCGCCGCGUGCACCUUCGUCACGCUGCUGUGGCUCGUCGCCGGCCGCAGCGCCGCCCUCCUCGCGGCCUUCGCCGCGGCGUUUGGCUUCGCGUCCGGCAGCAUCGUGGGCGUCACGCCCGUGUGCGUCGCCCAGAUCUGCCGCACCGAAGACUACGGGAAGAGGUAUGGGACUACGUAUUUUGUCGUCAGUUUCGGCACGCUCGUGGGGAUUCCGAUCGCGGGCGCGAUUCUGGAGACGGGCGCGGGCACGCCGAAUUAUCCUGGGUUGAUUGUGUUUAGCGCGGCGGUGUUUGGGGCUGGGUUCGUGUGUUUCGUGGUGGCGUAUGGCGCGGCGGUGGGGUGGGAUUUUAGGGUCAAGUUUUGA
This is a messenger RNA of Diplodia corticola, 1350 nucleotides long. RefSeq names its product oxalate formate antiporter. The coding region runs from base 1 to 1350 and encodes 449 amino acids. The record is from RefSeq and is a predicted model, not a curated record. Gene Ontology annotation, cellular component: fungal-type vacuole membrane. Gene Ontology annotation, biological process: transmembrane transport. Gene Ontology annotation, molecular function: transmembrane transporter activity. The transcript is spliced from 3 exons. Lineage: Eukaryota; Fungi; Ascomycota; Dothideomycetes; Botryosphaeriales; Botryosphaeriaceae.